Caenorhabditis angaria is the source of this 906-nucleotide messenger RNA. The record is from the annotation of a GenBank genome assembly. NCBI's taxonomy places the organism in Eukaryota, Metazoa, Nematoda, Chromadorea, Rhabditida, Rhabditidae.
AUGGAGGAGCAAUUUGAGAAUGUAAGUUUUUCGCUGAAAUUUUCGAAAAUGAGAGAAAAUCUGAAAUUUCAGACUCCCGCGGCUUUAUCCCUCUUGAAAUGCGGAAAAUGUGAUCGCCUAUUUUUCACCGAAAGAUCGCUUCGCAGUCAUUCGAAGGUGCAUGUGGAGAAGACCAUGGAAUGUCGAUUUUGUGAGCUGAAAUUCAAUCGGAUCGAUAUUUUGAGCGCGCACUUGCAGAUGCAUUUUUUCACCGAUUUGUAGGUUUUCUUGAGCCAAAUUGUUAGCUUUUGGUUAACUUUCAAUGAAAAUUUCCACUUUUCCAGAACCUUCUUCGCAUGCACCAUCGAUUCCUGCGAUUUCUCUUCCGAUUGCGUCAAAUCAUUCGAAAAACACAUGACUUUGUCGCAUAGCGUUGAGCAAUUGAAAUGUGAAGAUUGUGACGGGGAAUUCAUAAAUCAUCGUAAAUUUUUCACCCAUAAAAUAUUGUGUCAUGGAGAGUUGAAGGAUUAUUGGAAAGAGAUGAUUGAGUCGAAGAAGACUAGGAAAAGAAAAAUAAAUCAUAAUGAAGAAGAAGAAGAGGCUGAAGCUGAGCAAGAGCAAGAGUUCCCGGAAAGUCUACGCAACGUUUUGACCCCUUCAAAUUCCGAAACAUCUUCAGAAAUGCUCCAAAAAAUAUCGGAAUUCUUAUCAACACUAUUCCCCUUGGAAAAUGGCGAGACAUUCUAUAAAUGUGCUCAUUGUGCAAUUGGAUUUCAAGAUGCGAUUCUAUGGAUGAAUCAUCUGCAAUUUCACGAUCAAAUGGAGCCGAUGAAAUGUGCAUCUUGUGAAAGAAUUUUCGAAAAUCGACAAGCUUUUGUGAUUCAUUUAACUUAUUUUCAACAUGAUCGCUUUUCUGGCGGGGUUUAG